GCUGCUCUUCUGUUCUUCUGAUAUCUGUAUCUUCUCGCGGCUUGUCUUCGCGUUCUCGCUGCAAGGCAUCUGUCGCGCAGGACAACCGAGAGUCGCUCAAUCAUCGCAUAUAUCCUCGAGCCCGAACGCUCCUCCGCACAAACCUCCUUCAAGCCACCAGCAUGUCCGUACUCACCGCCGAGGCCACCGCAGCCCCCGCGCCCGCCCCCGCGCCUGCGCCUGCGCCCGACGCGCCGCGCCGCUCGUCGAUCGACGCCACCAUGUUCCCGACGAUCAUGGACACGAUCAUCACGCACGCGGACCGGCCCACGCGCUUCGCGGUGCGCGCGACAUCCCGCGAACACCGGGACCGGGUGGAUGCGGCGCUGUGCGCGCACCUCGCGCUGUUCGCCGAAGGCCUGGUUGCGCUGACGACGUCGGACGGGGAGGUGGUGCCGUGCAUCCGCGCGGUGGGCGCGGGCGGCCAGCGCGUCCCCGGCCUCAAGUGGAGCGCGUACGAAGCGUCGGAACGCGCGCGCUUCCUCGCGCUGCUGCGCCACGCGCGCGUCCUCGAGCUCGACGGCCGCGCGGGCCUGCACUCGCUCAGCCACUUCCUGACGGGCGUGCGCACGGUGCGCUGCCGCCGCGGGCGCGCCAGCGAGCUCCCCCUCCCGUUCGCGUACCACACCCUCGAGAGCGAGGUGGCGCUGCAGUGCCCCGCCGACAUCGGCGUGGGCGGCAUGCGGUGGCGGCAGCCGCCGGUCGCCGAGGCCGUGUUGGCGCCGCCGCUCGCAGGCGCCGCGUCGGCAUGGCGCGUCAGCGUGCGCUUCGACCCCGAAGAGCCCGGCCUCUGUGGCGCGCGCAUCGGCCUCCGUGCGCCGCCGACGGUGCGGGAUGUGUGCCUCGAGUUCCGCCCGCUCGCUGCCGGCGAGCUGCGCCGCUCGCGCGACCCCGCGCCCGAGCCGCGCGAGCUCGGCAUGCUCGCGGACGCGGUGGCGAUGGCUGCCCACUGUAUCGAGCGCGCGCACUUUACAAUCGCGCUCGACGCGCGCUCCUGCGACCCCGCGUGGGUCAGCUGGCCCCGCGACGAGAUGGCGCCCGGUGAGCUUGUAGGCGCCGUGUAUCGCGCUGUGCGGCGGGUGGCGGGGGACUUCAUUGGCGACGCGGACGGCGUCGACGCCGCCAUGCGUCGCUUCCGCUUCGUUAGCGAGCUCGAGAAUGACGAACCCAAGGCGAUGUUGUAGGAGAGUGCGAGCGGUGAGGCACAAGCUGAAGCCGGCGCCCGGGCGCCGCCCGUCCGAUUGUUUGCGUAGAAUAUACACAACAAGCUACAGUUGUACAGAACCAAGAGAGUUGUAGACAGUCGUGUGUUAGUGUAGAAACGUACAAAUAUCUAAUUCUAGUUGUACGGAACGUAUGCAACCUAGCCGCUACAAGGUGA
Cutaneotrichosporon oleaginosum is the source of this 1420-nucleotide messenger RNA. RefSeq lists its product as uncharacterized. The record is from RefSeq and is a predicted model, not a curated record. Lineage: Eukaryota; Fungi; Basidiomycota; Tremellomycetes; Trichosporonales; Trichosporonaceae.